This is a messenger RNA of Stegodyphus dumicola, 5385 nucleotides long. RefSeq lists its product as uncharacterized. Gene Ontology annotation, cellular component: cytoplasm. Gene Ontology annotation, biological process: carbohydrate metabolic process. Gene Ontology annotation, molecular function: ATP binding; phosphotransferase activity, alcohol group as acceptor. NCBI's taxonomy places the organism in Eukaryota, Metazoa, Arthropoda, Arachnida, Araneae, Eresidae. The record is from RefSeq and is a predicted model, not a curated record.
AUGACACCAAAAAGAAUUUGGAAGGAAAGAGAUUGUACAUCAACUAUCCCUAUAUUUAGCUUAUCUCAUGGAACAAGUGCAUCAGCUUUCGAAGAAAUUGCAAUGGUAAACUCGUAUAUUUGCUACUGUGACAUACAAGAUAAAAUACCUCUUCUAGAAUACAAACGAAGAGUAACACAAGGUCUAAUAACAAUGUCAAAAGUGCCUUCGAAGAAAAAGGGAAGACCUAGAUCAGAUGCUGGAGAGAUAAGUGAAUUACCACCCCCAAAGAAACGCAAGAUAAUUUUGAAUAGUAUCUGUUCUAAAAUUAUAGCCGUUUGGUUUUGCUUUAGAACUAUUCAUUGGGAAUUUAUUAAAAUAACUAAAAUGUUUGAUUUUAACAUAUGGAACUUUGUGCAACCCUCUCCAAAACUUAACAUCAAAGACAAAUAUGUUGCUAAAAAGGUAAAAGAUUUAAUGCAGCCAUUUAUACUUUCGGAUGAUGUGAUUUUUCAUAUUAAAGAUGCCUUUAGUAAGGAAAUAAUUUCAGGUUUGAUGUAUCCUGAUGAUUCAUCGAUGUCUAUUACAUUUUUAAAAGACCGCUUUUGUGGUGAAGAAGAAGGAAAAUCUGUCUCUUUGUGUAUUCAUUCUCAUCUUUUUACUAUAACUUUAAUAAAGCUAAAAUCUGGAAGAAUUUAUCAAAUAGAGAAAAGAGAUUAUCCAAUUGAUACCAAUAUUUUCAAGAAACCUCACAUCAAGGUCUAUGAGACGUUUUGCGAUUGCAUAAAAAGUUUUUUCACAGAAUUUCACUUAGAUGGGGAAAUGAUUUCAGCUGGUUUCUGCACAGAUUUAUUUAUGGUGCAGUUUAAUUUAGAUACAGCUUUUAUUCCACAUUUCGUCAAGGAUUCAAAUUAUAAUACAAGUCAAAGGGAUAUUAAGUCAUCAUUUGAACGAGUCUUGUGCAAAAGUAUUUAUCAGGGUGAUAAAGAAUCAUUUAUGUUAAACACAGCUGGUUUUAAAGAAGCUACAGAAGGUAUUAGUGAACUCGAUAGGAUAUAUGAGUCUUGCUAUUUUGAUGCCAGAAUAAUAGGAAUUGAAAAUAUACCAGGAUUAAAAAUAGAUCUUGACAUUUGUCAUGAAAUUCUUGAAAAAUUUAAAAAAUGCAUGUCUGAAGCUGGCAAAUCAACACAGAAAGUUGAAUUACACAUUACACAUAGUGGUGUAAAUAUUGAGGAUAUAGUUUACAAGAAGCUAUUAUAUCAUCAUCCACUUCGCAAGAUAUCUCAUGUAAUUCAAGACUUUUCAGAUUCUCAUAUCUUUGGUUAUGUUUGUGGAGAUUCUUAUGAAGGAUAUGACUUUUUCGGAUUUAAAGCUGAUAAAAAAUCUCCACAACUUUUGGCCAUCUUAAGAAAUAUAUUUCAUACUGAACUUUUGAGAAAAGAAAAGAAACAAUUAGAUGUGCAGGCUUCGAAGGUUUCCCUUAAAUUAAUGAACUUUUUGGACUUGGCUCGAAAUUUAAAAGCAAAAGAGCAAGAAAUUCCAGCAAUUUUGAAAAAGCGGAUAAAACUAGUUGAAGAUAUUCGCUGGUGGCUUGAAGGUUGUUCUGAUGAUAUAAUGCCAUCUGUUGAUGAAGAUGAGGAACUUGAGCUGAAUGUUCAAUAUCAAGAUCUUUAUCAUACUGCUUAUCAACUGAAAUUGGAGGAAAUUCAGAAGAUUGAAGAAGCAAAAAAACAAGAAGAAAUCAGGAAGAAACGACACCAUAGAAGAAAGAAAAAAGAUACAAGUGGUGAGAUGAGUGCUAAGAAAUUGCCAGAAGAAACUUCAGAUUCAAAACAAAAGAAAGCAACCGAUAUAAUCGGUCGUUGUUUGGAAAUAUUUAAAAAUUGUCUUGAGGUGAAGAAAAAAGAAUCAGAAGUUUUAGAACAGGAAAUGCUAUCCUUAACAAGCAAGGCCCUUAGUCAGGAUAAGCUGCAAGAAGCUAUAAAUAAAUUAAAAGAAAUAUGUGCCAUGUAUUACGAUGAAAGAGUGAAGGAAAUUAAAACUUUAAGUCAAGAACUUGAAUUUUUGGAAACCAUGGAAGAUUCUGAAAUAAAAAACAUUAAAACAGAAGUACCUCAUGUAUCUGUUGGACCAAAACAACAUCUCAGUGCUGUUAAAAAAACUAUAAAGCAAAAUAUAUUUCAAGACAUAAGCUUGGAUGUUUCUCCAGUGUUUGAAUCAGACUCUAAACUAUCAAGGAAAAUUGCAAGAUGCAAAGAAUAUUUUCUGGUAGCUCUAAAAAUAAGAAAAGAGGAGAUUGAUGAAAUUAAUUAUAUCAUCACUUUCCUACAUCAUAGUAAAAAUAUAAUGGAACCCGAGAGAUUGAAUGCAAUUUCAAAUUGUCGUAAACUUCUUGUGAGAGCUGGAAAAAUGUAUUUGAUGCAAGUUGAUGACAUAGAGUUGAUACUAAGAAAAUUGAGAAAUUUGGAAAAAAGCGUUUUAUAUAUGAUCCCAGAUGCUAUCAAAUAUUGCUACAAUAUCUGCGUGCAUGCAUUAAAAAGAAGAAAAACUAGUGCUGAAGGUAUUCAGCAGAUUCUGUCAGAACUACCUAUUAGUUCAAGCCUUAUGAUGUCACAUAGUUAUCUGUGCCAAGAACUUUAUCUUCGCAUGAAAGAAAUGAAUGAAAAAGAAAUAGGAGAUAUUCAGACUGCAAUUUUAGGUCUUCAGGGAAGAGAAACUGCCACGGAAUUUGAUGUAUUAAAUGUGUGCCAUGAUCUAUACAAUACUACUAUAAAAAUGAGAAAAAAGGAAUUUGAUAAUUUACUGCUUAAUUUGGAUGUGUUGGAAGUUGAUACUUUAGUUCAUGAUGAUGAUGAUGUAUUUAAUUUAAUUGAGACCUGCAAAGAUAUGUGUCUCACUAGUGCUGCUAUUCGAGAAAAAGAGAUUGGAAUUUUGGAAUUAGAAAUGAAAAGUGAUGCAACAAAACACAUUUUAGAGAAACAGGGUACAGAUGUUGUUGUGACACUCAGAGAUUUGUUUUAUUCAGCUAUUGAGCUUGAAAAAAGAGAAUGUGAACAAAUUCUUGGCACCACAAAUGAUAUAUUUCAAAAUUUUGAUAAUAAUAAACUUCAGGUCUUGCCAGUCGCAUAUACCUUCAAAGAUCUUUUUGAAGUUGUGUCAAAAAAACUCAAGGAAGAAAAAAAUAUUAAAUUUUCUAAUGCCUCAUCAGCCAAAAAUCCCUGCCUUAGCACCUCCUUAAAAGAAUUUCUUUUAAUGGCUUUCAAAUUGAAACAGAAAGAAGUUGAAAUACCUUUACCUGAAUUAAAAAGAAAUCUUGAAAUUAUAUUACUGAAUAUGAUAGGGGAAGUGAAUGAGAAAGGAAAGGAAAAAAUAAUGGAAAAUCAUAGGCAUUAUCAAGCUAUAAAGAUUGUUGAAUCAUGGAGAGAAAUUUUUCUAAUUGCUGCGAAAAUGAGACAUGAGGAAGUUGAAAGAGUUUCUUCUUCAAAAAAAGCAGAAAUAGAAGAAGAAGCAGAUUUAAAAAUUUUUAAAAAUGAUGAAAUCCGGUUUGAAGAUAAUGAGAUUUAUCAGUUGACAACAUUUUGGAAGAAAGUUUUUGCAGCUGUUGUUGAAAUGAAAAAAACUGAAAAUAAAGGACUGAAACAGCUUUUAGAAUUAUCACGGGCUGCUGAUUCCAAUAAAAAUCAGUCAAAAGGUCCUGGAGUUUCCAUUGAUGAAGAAAAUGAAUAUUUUGAAGAUGUAAUUGAUAAUUUGCAAAAAGAGGAAGACACAUUCCAGUCUAAGGCAUUAAAUGCUGUAGAUACUUGUAAACAAAUUUUAGCCAUAGCUAUUGAGAAAGAAUCGAAAAAUCUUGAAGAAAGAGAGCAUGAAAUGAGGCCAAUUUUGAGUAUGGAAUAUGAUGAAGAAAACGUUCAAUCAUUUGAAAGUGAAGUGACUACAGCCCUUGAUAAAUCUAAGCAAUUAUCUUUGUCAUUUGCUGAAACUGUGAAGGAACAGAUUUCUACCAUAAAAAACUGUUUGGAGACUUUGAAUGAUAUUAAAGAAAAUAAGAAAGCUAUGAUUUCAUCUGCUAAAGAAUCUUGCAAGCAAUUUUUAUCUGCAUUACAUAUGCAAGAAGAAAAAGAAGUAGAAGAAAUUGACAAUGGAAUUAAAGCGUUGGAUAAAUACUUUGAAGAACUAAUAGCAAAGUCACUUCAAAAACUUCGUCCUUUUACUGACUUAUUAGUGGAUGUUAUUAGUAAAGAAGAUGUGAGUUUAGUUUCAGAUAUUAUAUCUGAAGAUCAGGAUACUGAAAGAAUUGGAAAUGAAAAAGCUGAGAAUGACCAGAAAGCUACUGAAUAUCCCAAACUAUCAAGAGAAGAAAUUCAGACAUUAUUGCUUGAGAUUGAUCAGGAACAAAGCAUUGAGGGUGAAGGAGAAGGAAAUGAAAGACGAAAAGCUUUAAAAAGGUAUGAAUCUUUGAGGGAGAUCUUUAAUUUAGCUAGAGAUAUGCGUAAAGAAGAUCUCGAGAACAUAGAGACUGAAUUGCAGAAAUUAGAAGUACCUGAAAAGAAAAAGAUGAAAUCAAAAGAAAAAACUGAAAAAGCACUCCAAAUGAUUGCAUCUUGUGAAUAUAUAUAUACUUCAGGUCUGAAAUUUAGACAGCCUGAAAUAAAAUCUAUUCUUCAAGAAAUUGGGAAAAUGUCAAUUGCAGAACCGAAACAGCUCUUGGAAUUUGAAUCAGCUGACAUUGCUAAUGGUUGCAGAAAACUUUUCACAUCAACUAUAGAAUUUAGACAGAAAAACCUUGCUAUGAUGAAAUCACAAGUGGAAAUAUUACAAGAGAAAGAAAAAGUGUUAAAUUCUUUUAAGGAUUUUGCACCUGAAAUAGCUGCAUCUAUAAAAUAUGAGGCACUCACGACAUGUAAAGAUCUAGUCCUUUCCUCAGUUGAUUCAAAGAUGAAAGAAAUUGAUGAUUUUAUUGGUUAUAUGAAAAUUUUGGACGACUAUGAACACAAAAUAGAAAUGCACUUAUUACAAUUGGAUCCUGAGACACAAAAAACAGUAUUCACAAAACUUGAAAAGGCAAAGGAUACUGUAGCAACUUGUAAAACGCUUUGUGAAAAUGCUUUUGAAAAGACAAAAAAAGAAGUAAAAGAUGCAGAUGAAGAAUUGCAGAAGCUUAAAGGAGUUCUAGAAAGUGCUAAGAUUUCACCUGUUUUAGCUAUCUGUACACAAGUUUUGAAUUCAUCUAUUGGAAAGAAGCAAUAUGAAAUUGGAGAAAUAGAGCAAGAUCUUGAAGUUGUACAAAAACAAUUUGCGCUAAUAGCACAAUCCUUCUUAGGUACUUUGAUUGUACGACCUGCUCUAUCUUUUGAAUCUGAGGUUCAUCCACAAUGUUAUCUACGCCCUUCUCAUAAGCUCUUCUGA